Molecule: messenger RNA, 4073 nt
Organism: Cydia strobilella
Lineage: Eukaryota; Metazoa; Arthropoda; Insecta; Lepidoptera; Tortricidae
Product: glutathione hydrolase 1 proenzyme-like
Exons: 11
Coding region: 516-2360 (614 amino acids)
Biological process (GO): glutathione catabolic process
Cellular component (GO): plasma membrane
Molecular function (GO): glutathione gamma-glutamate hydrolase
Source: RefSeq, a predicted model, not a curated record
AAACCAAACAAUUUGUUUACAGAAAGCAUUAUAAUUACCAUCUUAUCCACAAAUUAAACCAGAAGUUAUAACAACCACGAGCACAAUAAUCUAUAAUCGGGAGGAUAAAACGUGUUCCAAGUUUUUGCUGGUCCCGCUGAUCCCUAAAAGGAUGCGUAUAAAAUUUUCUACUAGUUAGUGGGCCGGUCCCGCCGCGGCGUCACGACUGAUCGCGCGCACCGCGCAGGCCCCGACGCGCACGCGCACUCCCUACGCUCACUAAUUUACAAAUUAAAUCCCUUUAUCGAUUACCGAUUCUUAUAAAUUCAUAUUUAAAACAAACAUUUAGUUCCCUAUUCUUUGAUCAUGUCAUGUGUUAUGAAAUUUGAAACAAGAGUGCUUUCUUUAAAGAGUUGUGUGUUUUUUUCAAAAGCGUUUUGACCGUGGAUUGGUCUUGGUGCUGGUUUAAUUUGAUGUGGUUCGCGUUGCACACGUGAAUGGUUUCUCUGAUAAGAACGCAGUGAACCGGCGUGAAGAUGACUAUCCGCAGCAUGACCGUGACCGACACCCGCGACGCCACCACCAAAAUUAUGUGCUGCAGGCGGCCGAGUAAAUUCAAGACCAAGGUGAUCAUCGGCUCGCUAGCGCUGCUCCUUGUAAUUGCGGCUUUCUGUGGCUUCAUCAUCAGCAACACCAACGUCAAGAAACAGAGCUUCGAGCCCCCGGACCCGGUGGAGCCGUUGAAACCUUCGGCUUCUUGGCUUCAUGUGUUUAAGAAGGCGGCAGUGUGCACUGAUGCGCCACCUUGUUCCGAAAUAGGAAGACAAAUCCUUGCCCAAAAUGGAUCAGCGGUGGACGCAGCGAUCGCCGCCAUGUUUUGCAACGGGUUCCUCAACCAGCAGAGCAUGGGUCUCGGCGGUGGCUUCUUCAUGACGGUCUACAUCAGAGAUGAAGAGAAGGCGUACACCGUCAACGCGAGAGAAACAGCGCCUUUGGCGGCUACGAGAGACAUGUUCAAAGGAGACGCUUCUAAAGCCUCUAAAGGGCCUCUAGCAAUAGGAGUACCAGGAGAGCUCCGAGGAAUGUGGGCAGCACACAAGCGGUGGGGCAAGCUGCCGUGGGCGGAUCUGGUGGCUCCCACCAUGGGCUUCUGCAGCUAUGGCUUCCAGGUGUCCAAGGUCAUGUUCGACGGACUGCUGGCCGCGCCUUAUAUCAAGAGUGAUCCAAUUUUAAGAAAAAUGUACGUGGACCCGUUAACCAACAACUUCUACAACCCAGGAACGAUAGUGAAGCCGAGCGAAGCCUUCUGCAAGACUCUUCGCCUCAUCGCCGAGAGGGGAGGCGACGAGCUCUACAACGGUACCCUGGCCAAGGACUUCCUUGACGACCUGAAGAGGGUCGGGAGCAUCAUCUCCGCUGAGGAUCUGAGGAACUACGAGGCAAAAAUAACCGAGACCAUCGACGUACGAUUAGAAAACGGGGAAAGACUACACGUGCCUCCACCGCCCAGCAGUGGGCUCAUCCUGGCCAACAUCCUGAACGUGCUGUCCGGGUACAGCUUCGGGCCGCACAGCAUCAACACAACGGAGGACAAGAUCCUGACAUACCAUAGGAUUAUAGAGGCAUUUAAGUUCGCGUACGCGACGAGAACUAAGUUGGGGGAUGCUGCGUUUCUGCAGUUAGAUGAGUUAAUAAAAAACGUGACGCAACCUGAAUAUGGGGCAGAGAUCCGCAGCAGAAUCAACGACUCAAUGACAAGCAAUGACUCCUCAAUAUACGGUGCGGAGGUGUACCAGCAACCUGAUGCUGGCACAGCGCACAUCUCUGUGAUAGCCAGUAAUGGAGACGCUGUGUCCGUCACCAGCUCUAUCAACUACUAUUACGGCUCCGGCUUCACAACUCUAAACACGGGCAUCGUAAUGAACAACGUGAUGGACGACUUCUCCUCACCAGGCAUCACUAACUACUUCGGCCUGGAGCCUUCCCCGGCCAACUUCAUCGCGCCAGGAAAGAGACCUUUAUCUUCCAUGAGUCCUAGCAUUAUUUCUGAUACUGUAGGCAACGCCAAGAUGGUGCUUGGAGCUUCUGGAGGCACUAAGAUAACCACUGCCGUUGCCUUGGUGGCCAUCCGCAAGUUAUGGUUCCAGCAGACGAUCAAAGAGGCGGUUGAUGAAGCGCGGAUACACCAUCAGUUGCUGCCCAUGCAAGUGGAGUACGAGUUUGGAGUUACCGAGGGAAUCGUGAAUGGCCUAAAAGCCAAAGGCCACGCAAUGACCCGCUACCGCGGCCGCGGCUCCAUCGUGUGCGCCCUCUACAGGAACAAAACGGCAAUAUACGCCAACGCCGACUUCAGGAAAGGAGGCGAUGUUUCUGGCGAUUAGAUCACACUUGAAAUUUUAAAGUCAUAACUGAAUCUCUUGCAUCUACGAGUUAAUUCACUUACAUAAGACUUAAAAUGAAUGAUCAGAUGUCAAACAGUAAAAAAAAAACUCGUUACUGCAAAAUGUUGAUAGAUACGGAAGUUCGGCCGAGCUUGCCGGAGACUCUUAAUUUACGCCUACUACCUACAUGAUUCCGUAUUUGGUCAUAAAAAUAAUUAUGUUUCUAAAUAUUUAAAUCAUUAGUAAUCUGUUGUUAUCGUUAUUAAGUAACAAUUCAAUACCUCACUAAUGAGUCUCAUAAGAGUUGUUAAGCGCGUGAAAUAAGUUCCUGAUUUUUAACAGAUUUCCUUAUGGUUUUACACUUAGAUAAAGAAAGUAGCUUCCAAGCUCUGUGAUUACAUGCGAUAAUGCGAAAACUUUAUGAUGAGCACUUGGUGUCGCAUUUAUUAGUCUUAAUAAGUUCGAAGUGGUACUAGAAAUAAAAGAAAGUGUUUAUCUACAGUGUUUACAUCUAAAUUAUAGGUGCGUCCAGAUUUUUUCGUCCUUAGCACAGUGGACAUAAUAACUCAUGAUACGCGUUUAGUUGUUCCCAGCGCUGUAAGGGUUAAAAUCCUUUACUUAAGAACUUUGAAUGCUGUUACUUAUCAAUAUAUCUCUUAAUAUCCGACAAGUUAUCGGUUUCGGGGCCGACAUUGAGGCAUGUAAACUUAAUGAAAUUAUAAACAUUCCUAGUAUCCCAGCCGAUAUCAAACCUACGGGAUCGUCUCUUAAGAUAAGGUACGAGUAUACUAGAAGACGGAUGAAAACAGUUGAAAAUAAGAGAAAUGUACAGUGUUUGCCGAUAGUUUUUCAUAUUUUAAUAGCAUUAAUAAGUAAUUACUAUUUUUCAGGCUCAAAUCAAUCUAUCUCUGUCACAAUGCUUUAAGCUUAGUAUUGUACUAAGCUAAUAACACAAAAACUAAAGAAAAUGCCCUUGGUCUAAACGUGUCUGAAAAGACAAGCUGACGUUGCAUAGACAUUCGUGAACCUUAUUGCAACACUAUACGGUCUAACAAUAGUUCUAACUUACCUCCUCGGCAUAGGCAAAAUCAAAAUAAUAGUCACACGAACCCGCCGCUUAAAUUAUUACACAGAAAUAAUAAAAGCGAGUAAAAGUUGUAUGUAAAACUUCUAAUCGCUAUAAUUUAUUUGUAUUACAAUUUCUAUCAACGAAAACUAGUACUAGACAUGUAUAAUUAUGUUACAUGAACAAUCAUGCUGUCGGUUUAAAAUGUAAGUUCUAUUGUAUGGCGGCGGAUAAGUUUGUGUGGCUCAAGUCCCCUGGAGGUUUUCGAUAUCUCAUACAUUUUGUAUGAUCUCGCGCAUCUGUACCUAUAACGUAGAGGGAAUUACUCUGCCGACGGGAUACCGCUUCCGCGGGACUCCAGGGAUUAACCUUUUGGACGCCAAUGGCCGAUAUUGUAAGUUCUAUUGUAUGGCGGCGGAUAAGUUUGUGUGGCUCAAGUCCCCUGGAGGUUUUCGAUAUCUCAUACAUUUUGUAUGAUCUCGCGCAUCUGUACCUAUAACGUAGAGGGAAUUACUCUGCCGACGGGAUACCGCUUCCGCGGGACUCCAGGGAUUAACCUUUUGGACGCCAAUGGCCGAUAUUGUAAGUUCUAUUGUAUGGCGGCGGAUAAGUUUGUGUGGCUCAAGUCCCCUGGAGGUUUUCGAUAU